GCGCGAACUGCCAGGGCAAGUGUAGAAAUCGGCGCGAGAAGGUUUGGGCUCAGAGUCGUCAGUCGACUGUUGCAGAAGGUACCACUGAACCAGUCUCACUGCUAAUAUGGCCUCUUCUGGUGAUAUUCAGGUGAAGGAACUCGACAAGCGUGCCUCUGGGCAGGCAUUUGAAGUAAUCCUCGGAACCCCCGCCCCGGACGCCAAGGGCGAGUUCCCCUUGUCGCCCCCCAAGAAGAAGGACUUAUCUUUGGAGGAGAUCCAAAAACUGGAGGCUGCUGAGGAGAGGCGCAAGUCACACGAAGCCGAGGUUCUGAAGCACUUAGCUGAGAAGCGUGAGCACGAGAAGGAGGUGCUUCAGAAAGCUCAGGAGGAGAACAACAACUUCAGCAAGCUGGCUGAGGAGAAGCUCAACCAGAAGAUGGAGGCCAACAAAGAAAACAGAGAAGCACUUCUGGCAGCUAUGAGCGAGAAGUUCAAGGAGAAGGACAAGAAAAUUGAAGAGGUCCGCAAGAACAAGGAAACCAAAGAGCCUGAGGCUGACACGUCUGCAGGAAACUGAACAUUACAAUCAAAGGGGACGGGAGAGGGUGGGUUACGGGGAGGGAUACUAAAGGUUUUUUUUACACAUCCAAAGAUUUCUUUUUUGCUUUUUUUGUUUUGACGGCCAGUAUCUUUUUGUUCACUGCCUACCUUUUUGAGGAAAAAAAAAAAAGAGAAGUUUAACUCCAGUGCAUUGGUUUUCACCAGAUUUAACGGUGAUGUCACCACAGCAACACUCACCCACGGCGACACUCGCAGUUUCAGUAGCAGUGGACGCCCUAGGGUCACUCUUGGGCAGGUUUCUCCUAAAGGCUUUGCCAUCCAUGGCCUACAGCUCUCUUCCCUUGCUGCAGAGCCUGGCUAGGGAACAGGGUGGAGGGGGAUCCUGCAUCUCUGCGGCGUACCUCUGCAGAUUUUAGUUUAAGUGUCUACAUUGCUAUGGUUCUGUUUUUUUGUUUUGUUUGUUUCUGUGUGGAAUCUUGUUUUCCCUCACUUUGAGUCUCCUGUCCAUUUCUUUGGAUGUGUUCCCAGGCAUCUGCCAACUCCAGAACCGGUCUGGGCCUGCUCCGUUCCUGAUUCUGCAGGACCAGUGUUGGAACAGUUCCAGACACGGCCAACUUCUAGAUUUGUUCAUGCAGCUUUUCAUCUUGGCUAUUAGCAGCAGUGUUCUUACCUUUCUUUUUUUAUAAAACAAACAAAAAAGAAGCAUGUCUCUGUGCAUAGAACUUUUAACACGUAUCUAUUGCAUACUGCGCGUUUGGAAAUGUGAUCCUGUGAAGUCCAGAAAAAAACCAACCCGUUUUUAGCACUUAAGCAGAACAAAACGAGAAGUAGCACACGAGUUCUCCACGUGGCCGUGUUUGGUUUCUCUCUAUCUUGCUCCCUUCUGUAUAUUGCAAAUCUCUGGCUAGAUUGCGCUUUUUCAGAAUCUGCUAGUUUCCAUUGAUGGACUGUUCCGGCCCAGACUGCAGCUCUGAGACAGAUCUGCCUUCGAGCCAAGGUCCAACGGGGCCCAGUUUUGGGCCUACUACAGGCCAGGUCUGUUCCAGCGUCUGUUCCUGCUCUCUGGGUAGUGUGUAUGCGUGUGUUGUCUUAAUGUCUGCCCCAGUGCUGCUGACAUCUUUGCUUUCAUGCGACUGCGUGCACCGGGAGAGCCGUUGUCGAUCUCAAAGCACAUGACUUGUUCUCCACCAGACCAACGGGGUGUGGGGAAGCCAUCUUGGAAUGGGACCGGAGAAAAUGAGGGUCUACACACAAGGAAAGCAAAUGAGCAAUACACUUUUGGCAUCACGAUGGGGAAAACAUGUUGACUUAAAACUGUUGUACUAAAAAAAAUAAAAUAAAAGUAGAAGAAAAUGCAA
Alosa alosa (allis shad) is the source of this 1901-nucleotide messenger RNA. Its product is annotated as stathmin-like. Lineage: Eukaryota; Metazoa; Chordata; Actinopteri; Clupeiformes; Clupeidae. Gene Ontology annotation, molecular function: tubulin binding. Gene Ontology annotation, cellular component: neuron projection; cytoplasm. Gene Ontology annotation, biological process: neuron projection development; regulation of microtubule polymerization or depolymerization; microtubule depolymerization. The record is from RefSeq and is a predicted model, not a curated record.